GAACUUCGUUUUGCCUCUUUCUAUCUGUCUCUAUGGUUUCUCUCUCUAACCAGAGUGGUGUGGAGCCCAAAACUGGACCUCUGCUUUGCUGGCUUCGAGCUCUCUAUUCUUGGUCUUUGAUGGGGGUUGUCUCCUAAGAAAUAUAUAGACGGAGUCUUUUCUAGUUGGCCAUUUUCACUUCUCCAUGGUAUGUUCCUUCUACAAUCUCAUCAUCAACACCCCACUACCCAAAAAGAAAAUCCACCACAACCCAAUUUGAGUUUUUUCUCUCUUUAGCUGGUUUUGAUUUGAUCGAUCAAUAGAUCUAAUACUUUGAAUUUUUAUUCCCACAUGAAGUUCUUGUUCUUCAAACAACUGCUUUGCGGAAGAAGUCGAAUUAAAGGUGCUUACCUACUGUGUUAAGAAGUGGAGAAGAAGACUUCACGAUUGGGGUUUUUAGUUCUAACCCUCAAAGCAUGUUUUGAGGCCUGAUUGUACUGUUAUUGCUUUCUUUUUUUAUGCUGGAUUAUUUUUGUAAAAAAGUUGUGGGACAUAAAAUAAAUAAUUGUGGUUUUGAGAAAGAGUAGUUUUAGGUGACUUUUUAAUGAGGAUUAUUUGGAGGGUUGUUUGGAUGAGAUGAGGGAUGUUAUCUGGGUUGAUGAACUUUUUGAGGGCCUGUUUUCGGCCAAGGUCCGACAGAUAUGUGCAUAGAAACUCAGAUACAAGUGGUCGCCGUGAUGGGCUCUUAUGGUACAAAGACCAUGGGCAUCAUUUUAAUGGUGAAUUCUCAAUGGCUGUAGUUCAGGCCAACAAUUUACUGGAGGAUCAGAGCCAGCUCGAGUCUGGCAGUCUGAGCUUGCACGAGUCUGGUCCAUUUGGUACCUUUGUUGGUAUUUACGAUGGUCAUGGCGGUCCAGAGACAUCUCUUUUUAUUGCUGAUCACCUCUUUCAGCAUCUCAAGAGAUUUACUGAAGAGCAACAGUCAAUGUCUGUGGAUGUAAUAAGAAAAGCAUAUCAAGCGACAGAGGAAGGUUUUGUCUCUAUUGUUGCCAAACAAUGGCCUGUGAAGCCACAAAUUGCAGCAGUUGGAUCUUGCUGCCUGGUUGGUGUUAUCUGCAGUGGAACCCUUUACAUUGCUAACCUGGGUGACUCCCGUGCUGUUUUGGGGAGAGCUGUGAAGGCAACUGGGGAAGUUCUGGCCAUCCAGCUAUCAGCAGAGCAUAAUGCUUGUAUAGAGUCUGUGAGGCAGGAGUUGCAAGCUAUGCACCCUGAUGACUCACAGAUUGUAGUUUUAAAGCACAAUGUAUGGCGUGUAAAGGGCAUUAUACAGGUUUCUAGAUCCAUUGGUGAUGUAUAUUUAAAAAGGGCUGAGUUCAACAGGGAGCCUUUAUAUGCAAAGUUUCGUCUACGCGAACCUUUCAAAAGACCGAUAUUAAGUUCAGAACCAUCAAUUUUGGUGCAUCAGCUGCAGCCACAUGAUCAAUUUGUCAUAUUUGCGUCUGAUGGGCUUUGGGAGCACCUUAGCAAUCAAGAAGCAGUUGAUAUAGUUCAACAUCAUCCACGCAACGGAAGUGCUCGGAAGCUCAUAAAGGCUGCGCUGCUAGAAGCGGCAAAGAAAAGAGAAAUGAGAUAUUCUGACUUGAAGAAGAUCGACCGUGGUGUACGUCGGCAUUUCCACGAUGACAUCACAGUAAUAGUUGUGUUUCUUGACUCGAAUUUUGUGAGCAAGGCUAGUAGCUCUGCCAAGUCCCCCAAUGUAUCGAUCAGAGGGGGUGGAGUCAACCUGCGACCAAACGCACUGGCUCAUUGCACCACGCCGACAGAAGCUGGCAAUAACUGAUGAAAUUGUAUGUAAUGUUUUAUCCUUCUGUUACUUGAUUCCUCUGGUGUGAUUACCUUGAUAGCUUCUGGAAAGAGAUACGCGGAACAAACCUUCGAUUCUUUAAUGUAUGCUGUAACUUUUAACUGGGAACCAAUAUUUUGCAUUUAGCUUAUGUCAAAGAAACUUGAUAGCACUGGAGGAGUAGUACAAGGUGACAGUUACUAUAUAUAGUUGUUUCCGUGGGUAGUUUUCUACUCGGUUCACUUUUUCUU
Molecule: messenger RNA, 2073 nt
Organism: Tripterygium wilfordii
Lineage: Eukaryota; Viridiplantae; Streptophyta; Magnoliopsida; Celastrales; Celastraceae
Product: probable protein phosphatase 2C 60
Exons: 5
Coding region: 623-1819 (398 amino acids)
Biological process (GO): protein dephosphorylation
Molecular function (GO): cation binding; protein serine/threonine phosphatase activity
Source: RefSeq, a predicted model, not a curated record